Aureococcus anophagefferens is the source of this 3777-nucleotide messenger RNA. RefSeq lists its product as hypothetical. The coding region runs from base 1 to 3777 and encodes 1258 amino acids. NCBI's taxonomy places the organism in Eukaryota, Pelagophyceae, Pelagomonadales, Pelagomonadaceae. The record is from RefSeq and is a predicted model, not a curated record. The transcript is spliced from 3 exons.
AUGGACAUGGAAUCGCUCAAGGCCAAGGCCAAGGCGAAGCUCGAGGAGGCGGCGACCCACACGAAGACGGCGCUCGCCCAGGCCGCCGAGGACGCGAAGAAGGGCCUCGACGGCGUCAAGGCGUCGCUCGCCGAGGUCGCGGCCGCGGACGGCGACGGCUGGGGCGACGCCGAGGGCCUCAUGCCGCCGGCGCCGGCGCCGGCGCCGACCAUGGCCAGCGGCGGCGACGUCGUCGACGCGGUCCAGGAGCUCCUCGCUGCGAACCCGAGCCUUACGGCCAAGGCCGCGCACGAGCAACUCGCGAAGACCGAAACCUGGAAGCACCUGAACCUCAAGGACGUGCGCCGCGCCAUGAUCGACAUCCGCAAGGGCCGCGUCAAGAAGAAGGACGCGCCCGCGCCGCCGCCGCCCGCGCCCGGCUCGCCGCCCGCGUCGCCGCCGGCGCCGAAGGACGACCCCGUGCUGGCGGCGUACAAGUCCGAGGUCGCGUCCCUCCAGGCCGCCGUCGCCAAGGCCGAGGCGACGGCCGCGGACCUGCGCGCCGCGCUCGCGGCCAAGGCCGACGCCGAGGCCGCCGCCGCGUCCGAGGUCGCGGCGCUGAAAAAGGAGCUCGCGGCCGAGAGCGACGCCGCCGCGAAAAAGCUCGCCGCCGCCGAGGGCCGCGCCGCCGCCGCCGAGGAGCGCGCCGAGCGGGCCGAGGCCGCCGCGGCCGCCGCGCCCGCGGCCGACGCGACGGACGAGGAGAUGUCGGCGUUCCGCCGGUGGAAGGACGCGACGCACGGCGGCGACGACGCCGAAGCGCUCAAGGCGGCGCUCGCCGAGAUGAAGGCGCGCGCGGAAGCCGCCGAGGCCUCGGCCGUGUCGUCGGAGGAACUCUCCGCGUUCCAGCGCUGGAAGAGCAAGACCCACGGCGACGACGACGCCGAGGCGCUCAAGGCCGCCCUCGCGGAGAUGAAGGCGCGCGCGGAAGCCGCGGAGGCGUCGGCCGUUUCUUCGGACGAGCUCUCGGCCUUCCAGCGCUGGAAGAGCAAGACCCACGGCAGCGACGACGCCGAAGCGUUGAAGGCCGCCCUCGCGGAGAUGAAGGCGCGCGCGGAAGCCGCCGAGGCCUCCGCCGUGUCUUCGGACGAGCUCUCCGCGUUCCAGCGCUGGAAGAGCAAGACCCACGGCGACGACGACGCCGAGGCGUUGAAGGCCGCCCUCGCGGAGAUGAAGGCGCGCGCGGAAGCCGCCGAGGCCUCCGCCGUGUCGUCGGAGGAGCUCUCCGCGUUCCAGCGCUGGAAGAGCAAGACCCACGGCGAGGCCGCGGACGCCUCCGCCGCGCCGUCCGACGAGACCGCGCGCCUCACGGCGGAGCUCGAGUCCAUGACGCUGCGCGCCGAGGCCGCGGAGCGCAAGUGCGCCGCCGCGGCGCGGCGCGCGUCCGUCGCCAAGGCCGAGGGCUCCGCGCUCGCGGAGGAGAAGGCGGCGCUCGAGGCGCGGGUCGCCGAGCUCGCCGCGGGCGGCGGCGGCGGCGGCGGCGCGGACCCCGCGGCCCUCGAGGCCGCGGCGGCCGAGGCGGCGGCGCUCAGGGAGUCGGCCGCGGCCCUCGAGGCCGAGGUCGCGGAGCUCAAGGCGUCGGCGAAGAAGGCCGCGAGGGCCGCGGCGCCCAAGAGCGACGACGCGCGCGUCAAGGAGCUCGAGCAGGAGCUCGAGUGGGCCCGCGAGGACCAGGGCGGCGAGACGGAGAUGCUGCGCCGCGACCUCGACGCCGCGAAGCGCGAGGCGCAGGCCGCGCGCGCGGCGCGGACGUCGGAGAUCGGCGCGCUCGAGGAGCGCGUCCGCGCGCUCAAGCAGCAGCUCGAGCAGCAGGGCGGCGCCACGGAGUCGCUCCGCGAGGAGGUGACCAAGGUCACGGACGACGCGCGGUCGUCGACGCAGGCCCUCGAGCGGGAGGUGGCGGCGCUCAAGGAGACGGUCUCCAAGGCCGCGCACGCGAAGAAGGCCGCGGAGGCGCGCGCGGACGACGUCGCCGGCGAGCUCGCCGAGGCCCUCGCGGAGAGGGAGGAGCGCGGCGGCGGCGGCGGCGGCGACCCCGCGGCCCUCGCGGCCAAGGACGCGGAGCUCGCCAAGUCGGCGAAGAAAUUGGACGCGAUCGUCCAAAAGUACAACGAGAUGAAGAAGAAGGGCAAGGAGGCCGUCGAGAAGAUCGCCGCGGAGCACAAGGCCCUCCAGGCGUCGUCGCGGGCCGCCGCAGACAAAGCCGCGCAGGACCUCGCCGCCGCCGCGGCCGCGGCCGCGCCCGCCGCGGCCGCGGCCGACCCGGAGGCGGCCGCCGAGCUCGCGGCGACGCGGAAGAAGCUCGACGCCGUCGUCAAGCGCUACGGCGAGAUGAAGGACAAGUCCAAGGCGGCCAUCGCCGAGCUCCGCGCGUCCCACGCCGCCGCGCUCGAGGCCGCGCGCGCCGCGCCCGCGGCGCCCGCGCCGGACCCGGCCGCGGCCGCGGAGCGCGACGCGCUCCGGGCCAAGGUCGAGGCCCUCGAGGCCGCCGCCGCCGCGGCGCCGCCGCCCAAGGAGGACGGCUGGGGCGACGACGGCUGGGGCGAGGGCGCCGCCGGCGGCGGCGAUGAGGGCGACGACGACGCGGCCGCGCUGCUCGCGCGAAAGGACGCGGAGCUCGCCAACGUCAACCGCAAGCUCGAGGCCGUCGUCGACCGCUACAAGCAGCACAAGCAGCAGGGGAAGCUCGCCAUCGAGCAGCUCACGGCGCGCCUCGCCGAGGCCGAGGCCGGCGGCGGCGGCGGCGAGGCGGCGGCGCCGGCGUCGGAGAAGGAGAAGGCGCUGAAGAAGCAGGUCAUGGAGCUGCGCCGGGACCUCGCCAAGGCGAAGCGCGACGCGCGGAAGCAGGAGCCGGAGGACGACGACGCGGAGCCCGCGGCGCCCGGCGACGCGUCGGCCGAGGUCGGCGAGCUGCGGGAGAAGUUGUCGCGCAAGGCCAAGGAGGCGGCCGCGGAGCGGGCGAAGGAGCGGCGCGCGGCCGCCGAGGCCGCGAAGAAGCUCAAGGCGCUGGAACACCUCGCGGGCAAGCGCCACGCCCGGGUUCGGCGCCACGCGUCGUCGGGCCUCGUCUGCCCGCGCUUCGACGCGGCGCUGCGCUCCGCCGGCGUGCGGCGCAUCCUCGCCAUCGGCGACUGCCACGGCGGCAAGGCGCUCGGCCUCUUCUCGACGCUCGUGCGGUCCCACUUCGAGGGCGGGAGUAUGUACUCCUGGGUCCACGGGAAGCGGUCGCUGCCGCCCGUCGAGUCCGUGCUCGUCAAGAGCGACCGGCGCGGGCCGGGCGUCGUGGUCAUCGCGUUCAGCUACGGCGAGAUCGACUGCCGGUGCCACGCGCGCACCGAGGCGCUCGCGGCGCCCGACGCGCUCGCGCGAGCGUACGUCUCGCGCAUCGAGGCCUACGCCGCGGACGCCGCGGCCGCGCUCGGCGCGCGCGUCGUCGCCGUCGCGCUGGCCGUGCCGCCCGCGAGCGACCAGGGCCGCGACAACCCGCGCGCGCCGUUCGUCGGCCACCUCGCGGCGCGCGUCGCGGCGACGCGGCGCCUCAACGCCGCGCUCGAGCGUGCGUGCCGCGAUUCCACCGUCGCCUUCCCCGGCGCGGACGCGUGGCGCUUCGCCGAGGACCCGGCGACGGGCGGCGGCCUCCGCGCGGACAUCUCCGACGGCCACGUCCACGUCGCCGCGGCGGCCUGCGGGCCCUUCCACGCCCGCUGCCGCGCGGCGAUGCUCGGCGCGGUAACUUAG